AUGUUUAUCACGCCUAUAUCUUCUCUACAACGACCAGCCGACGACAUCGCACCAAUGGCCACCUCCGAGGACUCACUCCGACGAGGUCUUGCUGAGAAACAAUCAACGAUCGACGCGAGCGGCAACUCGAUACGCCAAUUGAAGUCUUCCGGCGCAUCAAAUUCGGAGAUAGACGACGCCGUUAAAGCACUCAAUGCUUUGAAACUCGAGAAAACAUCGAUCGAGACUCAACUGAAAGCUUCCAUUUCUGGUGAUGCUUACGGCUCUGUUAUGAGCAGGGAUGCGUUCCGUCAGGCCGUCGUUAAUACGCUCGAACGGCGUCUGUUUUACAUUCCCUCGUUUAAAAUUUACAGAGGUGUUGCUGGUUUAUAUGAUUAUGGUCCUCCUGGUUGCGCCGUUAAGUCUAACGUUCUUGCUUUCUGGCGUCAGCAUUUUGUUCUGGAGGAGGACAUGCUAGAAGUUGAUUGUCCUUGUGUCACCCCUGAAGUUGUCUUGAAAGCAUCUGGUCAUGUUGAUAAGUUUACUGACCUUAUGGUUAAAGAUGAAAAGACUGGAACAUGUUACAGAGCUGAUCACCUUCUUAAAGAUCAUUGUAAAGAUAAGCUUGAAAAAGAUCUGGCUAUGAGUGCUGACAAGGCUGCUGAACUCAAACACAUUCUUGCUGUUCUGGAUGAUCUUUCAGCUGAGGAACUCGGUGCAAAGAUCAAGGAAUAUGGCAUUACCUCAAUUGGUUCUUCUGGCGUGAGCCCUGGGUACAUGCGUCCUGAAACAGCACAAGGCAUAUUUGUUAACUUCAAAGACUUAUACUAUUACAAUGGGAACAAGCUACCCUUUGCUGCUGCUCAAAUUGGUCAAGCUUUCAGAAAUGAGAUAUCUCCUCGACAAGGUCUUCUAAGAGUUCGUGAAUUCACACUUGCAGAGAUCGAACACUUUGUGGAUCCUGAUGAUAAAUCACACCCAAAAUAUUCUGAAGUUAAAAACCUCGAGUUUCUUAUGUUCCCAAGGGAUUUACAAAUGUCAGGCCAAUCUGCAAAAAGACUUUGUCUUGGUGAAGCCGUUUCUAAGGGGAUUGUGAACAAUCAAACGCUUGCAUACUUCAUCGGAAGAGUAUAUCUAUUUUUGACACGUUUAGGGAUCGAUGAAGAACGUUUGCGUUUCAGGCAGCAUCUUCCAAAUGAGAUGGCCCACUACGCUGCAGAUUGUUGGGAUGCUGAAAUCGAAUCCUCUUAUGGUUGGAUCGAAUGCGUUGGCAUUGCUGAUAGAUCUGCAUAUGACCUACGUGCACACACGGACAAAAGUGGUGUUGCUCUUGUAGCUCAAGAGAAAUUUGCACAACCUAAAGAAGUUGAGAAACUGGUUAUAACACCUAUUAAGAAGGAGGUUGGGCUUGCAUUCAAGGGUAAUCAGAAGAUGGUAGUUGAAGCAUUGGAGGCGAUGAGUGAAAAAGAGGCGAUGGAUAUGAAAUCUGUUUUGGAAACGAAAGGAGAGGUGGAGUUUGAAGUUUGCACUCUUGAGAAAACUGUUACAAUAACCAAAAAAAUGGUGACAAUAUCAAAAGAAAAAAAGAAAGAACACCAGAGAGUUUUUACACCUUCUGUGAUCGAACCUUCUUUUGGCAUUGGUCGCAUCAUCUACUGUCUCUAUGAACAUUCUUUCUACAUGAGACCAAGCAAAGCCGGAGAUGAACAGUUGAAUGUCUUCCGUUUCCCCCCUCUUGUGGCCCCCAUCAAAUGCACUGUUUUCCCAUUGGUUCAGAAUCAGCAAUAUGAGGAGGUUGCUAAAAAUAUCUCCAGAUCUCUGACUGCAGCCGGGAUUUCAAACAAAAAAGAUAUUACAGGUACGUCAAUAGGCAAAAGAUAUGCGAGAACAGAUGAGCUGGGUGUGCCGUUUGCUGUGACUGUGGAUUCCACGUCAUCAGUCACAAUCCGUGAAAGGGACAGCAAGGAUCAAAUCCGUGUCAGCAUUGAUGAGGUGGCGGCUGUUGUCAAGGAGGUUUCUGAGGGUCGUGCCACAUGGGCGGAUAUCUUGAACAAAUACCCUGCCCACACUUCUCUUUCUGUGAAGGAGGCGUUGUUGAGUUGCAAAUCUCGAAACUGA
Molecule: messenger RNA, 2097 nt
Organism: Lactuca virosa
Lineage: Eukaryota; Viridiplantae; Streptophyta; Magnoliopsida; Asterales; Asteraceae
Source: the annotation of a GenBank genome assembly